ACGAAGCGACAAAUCCUCUCCUCUGUCGCCAAACUUUUCGACCCCGCAGGAUGGCUAGCGCCGAUAAUGAUUCAAGCCAAAAUUCUCUUGCAGGAGCUAUGGCUUGAUGGAACCGACUGGGAUGAACAGGUAAAACCCAUCCGUCUCGUCAAGUGGACGCAGUUCGCGAACAACUUAAAAGCCAUACCAGCAAUCCAAAUUCCUCGUUGGGUGAACUAUUCUCCAGGCCAACCUGUUGAGCUGCAUGGUUUUUGCGACGCGUCUGAGAAGGCAUAUUGCGCCAAUAUUUACGUCAGAGCGAUACGAGAAGAAAACAUAACGUGUCACCUCCUAGUCUCUAAAGGCAAAGUGGCUCCCCUAAAAACCACCAGCUUACCACGUCUCGAAUUAUGUGGGGCCCGUCUCGUCCCUGUCGUCCAAUCCCAGCUCAAUCUCCACCCGCAAGCUUUGAUUUUGUGGUCUGAUUCCGAAAUUGUGCUCUCAUGGUUGGAAAUAAUCGAUCUGGUCGGAAAUGCCACCUGGCGGCAUGUACGAACUCACGAUAAUCCCGCCGACAUGGGUACAAGAGGAUGUAAACCUCUCGACUUGGCAGCCUCCUCACUGUGGUGGAAGGGUCCGGAAUGGCUCACCAGCCCCGCGGAAUCUUGGCCGAAAGCUUCACGACGCACAAUCAACAGUCCACCCGAAGUACGCCGAAUUGAAGCGUUACAUACCACCGAAGAAGAACCCGACAUUCUGGAUCGUUUCUCCUCCUUCACACGCGCACUCCGGAUUUUGACUCACGUUUUUCGAUUCAUACGGACUCUGAAAACGCGAACAAGACACAUAAUAGCUCACCCUUUACCUCUGGAGCACGAUGACUUCCGAAACACUAAAGACCAGCUUAUCGCCUUAACUCAAUCCCGAUAUUUCUCCAAUGAAAAUAGGAAUUUGUUAGCUUCUCACCUUAAACCCAUUUUUGGACUUCUACGUGUGAACGGUCGACUGGCGCACUCAACGCUAAGCUACAAUGAACGCCACCCCAUCAUUAUUCCCGAGAAAUCCUGA
Messenger RNA from Rhagoletis zephyria (snowberry fruit fly), 1047 nucleotides. RefSeq lists its product as uncharacterized. Lineage: Eukaryota; Metazoa; Arthropoda; Insecta; Diptera; Tephritidae. The record is from RefSeq and is a predicted model, not a curated record.